UGAUUCUAAUUAGUAAGCAUGUCUCUAACAGGACCGUAUGGUGAUGGUUGGGGUUCUCCGGCCUCUUGAAAAAUACACACACCCCAUUAUCAGGAAGCGCUUGAGCGCAUCAGGAGGACAGAUUGGUCCAGUUCUCCAGGCUUGCACCACAAUAAAGAACCUCUUUCGCGCUAGAACGAUUGUAUAUACCUCUAACAGUCGUUGCAUUAGCUGCAUGUUUCAUUUGUAGUGGAGCUAGCCCAUCGUUGGAGGCAAUUUGCGGUUCGCUCGGUCAGUGUAGGGGAGCGCUGCCAUUAUAUCCACUGGGUUGUGCGAGACAUCGAACGGAUGGAGGAAUAUACUACGGGUGGAGGAAGAACGGAUGAAUAAAGGGAUUGUAUGAGAUCUGCAUUAACAUUGCAUUUGCUGUUUUCACGGCUCUGUCUAUCGGGGUUCCCCCAGCAGUUGUCUUGCAGAGGCGGGUAGGCAUUAAACAAUAGCGCUCCGAGGAGCGCUGGAUACAGUAUCGCUGAGCACAGAACCUCGAGCAUCAUCAUCAUCAUCAUCACCAUUCACUACUACGAGCGUUCACCAAUGGAGACGGCCACGCGCUCUAGUGUUCCUCACACAUAGAUCACAAAGAUCCGUAGGUGUAAAAUCCGACCAUAAUCAUAGGCUAAUCCUCAUCCCUGGAAACAUAUCCUGCAAUGAUGAAUUCUGCCGAGGCGGCUGAGGAAGGACCGAACGAUCCAGAUACGGAGCAGUUUUUCAAAACAGUUCCAUCUUUCUCAUCAGGAUCUCUUAGGAAUGAUGGAAUCAACGCGGCUGAUGUUCUAACAGUUUUAAGAGAGAAGGUUGCCUUUGUCUCAGGAGGAAGAGACAAGAGAGGAGGACCUAUCCUUACAUUCCCUGCACGAAGUAAUCAUGAUAGAAUAAAGCAAGAAGACUUAAGGAAACUGGUGACCUACCUCUCUACUGUGCCCAGUGAGGAUGUAAGUAAACGAGGGUUUACAGUGAUCGUAGAUAUGCGCGGCUCUAAGUGGGAUCUAAUCAAGCCAUUGCUGAAGACGCUACAGGAGUCAUUUCCAGCUGAGAUCUGCGUCGCUCUCAUUAUCAAACCAGAUAACUUCUGGCAGAAGCAGAAGACCAAUUUUGGCAGUGCCAAGUUCACAUUUGAGACCAGUAUGGUUUCAGUGGAAGGUCUGACUAAGAUAGUGGAUCCAUCUCAGCUGACGGCAGAUCUGGAAGGGACCCUGGAGUAUAACCAUGUAGAAUGGACUGAGCUCCGUGUUUCCCUUGAGGAGUUCACUGGAGGCGCUCUGCACCUCCUUUCCCGGCUGGAGGAGCUGCAAGAGGUGCUUUCUCACCAGGAGCUGGCAACUAAUGCAGAGGAAGCACGGAAACUCCUGGAGGAGCACGCUCGACUGAGGAAGACUAUGACGAAGGCACCUGUGGAUGAGUUAGACCAUGAAGGACAGCGACUCCUUCAAAAGAUCAGGGACGGAGGCGACGGAAGGCUGUCUGGUGGGGCUGACUUCCAGAGUUUGGUACCUAAGAUUUCCGCCCUAUUGGAUAAACUUCAAGUUACGCGGCAGCAUCUGCUACAGGCCUGGCACAACCGCAAACAACAGCUAGACCAGUGUUUUCAGUUACGUCUGUACGAGCAGGAUGCAGAAAAGAUGUUUGAAUGGAUCGGACACAACAAAGAGCUGUUCCUGCAGACACACACAGACAUUGGUGUGAGCAACCAGCAUGCAGCAAAUCUACAGACCCAGCAUGACCACUUUGCUAUGAACUCUAUGAAUGCGUAUGUCAAUAUCUCGCGUAUCGUCUCGGUGGCGACGCGGCUGUGUGAGGCGGGUCAUUACGCUGCCGCUCAGAUACAGCAGAUCUCUGGCCAGCUGGAUCAGGACUGGAAGAGCUUUGCCUCGGCGCUGGAGGAGCGCAGUGCCAUCCUUGCCAUGUCCUCUGUGUUCCACCAGAAAUCUGAACAGUUUCUGUCCAGCAUGGAGGGAUGGAUGAAGUCAUGUGGUGAGGGCAGCUUGCCCACAGCAGCGCAAGAGCUGGAGAUAGCUAUUCACAACCACCAGAAUCUAUACGAGCAGGUCACCACAGCAUAUACAGAGGUCAGUCAGAAAGGAAAAAUACUACUGGAUGUUUUGCAGAGGCCUCAGCCUCCGCCUGACUCCGGGUCCCUGACGGCAGGGGCCGACUACAGUCAGGCGGUGAGGGGGGUUCUGGAGGUGGUCCAUGAGGUAGUUCAUCAGUAUCGCAGACUGGAGGGUCUCUUGCAACACCGCAAGCUCCGGCUGCACCAGAGACUUCAGCUGUGUGUGUUUCAACAAGAUGUGCAGCAGGUAUAUGGAUUAUGGAAAUCAUGUAUAGAUAUGCUCAGAUAUGCAUGCAAUUCCCAAAGAUGCAAUCCUGCAUGCACUUACACACACUAUACACAAAGAAUUCAACAUCUGACUAAUCUGACCCCAGCCUCUCAACCUUUCAGCAGCUGUUUUUAGAUCUUUGUGUGUAACAAUGUUUCUCCUAUGGCAGAACAAAUAUCAAGUGCAGAGAGCAUUAGAGGAAGUGACACGGACUCUGGCUCAUAGAGUUGCCUGAGAUUGCCUCAGCGUCCUCGAGGGACGGAAGUAUUGUGCUUGGCCUCUAGUCAAUGCCUCCAACAAUACACUCUGCUUCCUGUGGCCGUCGCCUUCAGGGGCUUUUUGUUGUACAUUCACCGGUUCUCUGUCAGGACUGUGUUGUUUCUUUGAUGUGGCUGGAAUCUUUCCAGGGUCUCUUUAGACAGAGACAGGUUUACUCGAGCAUUGAGCUUGUGCGGUGAACUAAAAGAACUUUGACUUCUAACUGUCAAAGUUUGCUGAACCUUCAAAAAUCCCCCGAGCCUCUUUGGAACUAACUAUUUAAGCUCUGACUUGCUGUUAGAAUAUGUUAAAUGUUUCUAUCGGAAAUAAACAUCACAAAUUAAAUGACUCUUGUGAAAAAGAAACACAAUUUAGCAUACAGUUAAAAACAGUACUUAUUAUGUUAAGUAAACAGUACUUAUUAAUAUGCUCAAGUGCAAAUUGAGUGUAUUGUUUCUGGACACUUAAUUGCAUGUUAUUAAAAAAAUAUAUAUGAAAUUAAUGAGUGCGUUAUAGUUUAAAUUUAUAUUAAAUGCAAUUAGUUGAACUUAAGAGUGUUUACAUAAAUUCGACAUGAAUAAGACUAGGUUGAAAAUUGUCAUAAUUUACUUUCCCUCAAACUGUUCCAGACUUGUAUGAGUUUCUUUCAUCUGCUGAACACACACAAAAAAGAUAUUUUGAAGAAUGUGGGUAACCAAACAGUUGCUGGUCCCCAUUGACUUCCAUAGUUCCAACAUUAUUCAGAAUAACUUAUUUUAUGUUCCAUAGAAAAAAGAAACUCUUUCAAGUUUGGAACAACUUGAGGGUGAGUAAAUGAUGACAGCAUUUUAAUUUUUGGGUGAACUAAUUACUAAAAUACAUCUUUAUAUAUCAUAAUUACUUCUAUUGUCUUUGAAAUAUGAUUAAAGCAUACUGCCAGAUUUAAUGUGAAUUGAAUUUUGCAUUUAAUUAUAUUUAUUAUUGUCCAUUUUUAAUGACGGACAUGCAGUUUAUUAAAUGUAUUAACUUUAUAUUAACUAAAACUUUUAAUUUCCCUUUAUUACUGAGGGCUUUUUAAAAAUGUAUGUGUGUGUGUGUGUAGAAACAUAACUAAUGAACACUUAAGUGACCUCUUAUUGCAUUAACAUUAUCUGCAAUACACACAUACACAUUGUGCACGCAC
Messenger RNA from Carassius carassius (crucian carp), 3777 nucleotides. Its product is annotated as kalirin-like. The record is from RefSeq and is a predicted model, not a curated record. Gene Ontology annotation, biological process: axon guidance. Bases 687 to 2492 code for a protein of 601 amino acids. Gene Ontology annotation, molecular function: guanyl-nucleotide exchange factor activity; protein binding. Lineage: Eukaryota; Metazoa; Chordata; Actinopteri; Cypriniformes; Cyprinidae. Gene Ontology annotation, cellular component: cytoplasm; plasma membrane. The transcript is spliced from 9 exons.